CAUGAGAGAGUGCUCAUCGCGCAGCAAUACGCGUCUGCUUAGUGUGGUAAUCGUAAUCGAUCAACGUCUCAGAAUCGACACUUGUCGAUAUUUAAUCGAGAUCCUAUCCCGCCGCAUCACAGGCGAUUAACGAUAGUUGGUUAGACCUGUUCCCACAUCUAUGGAGUUUCAUCUAGACAGUGCAGAAUACUGCCAGGCACAGCACAAAUAAAAAGUAAGCAAUCCUCAAACAAGGCGGUGAUAGCCUGAGUGAACACGGUCACCUCUUCGGAAGUCGACGUCGAUAAGUGGUGUGGAGCAGAUCAGCUAAAUACCGUCAAGGGAUCAGCUGAUGUAGCGGCAGCAGCGGCCCCAAUUAGACAAAGUCUGUCAAUCUAUGGGAGAGAAAGCAAAAAACUAAAUUUUUAGCAUCGCGGUGAUCGCAGAUCAUAUCACAGCAAGGAGAUAUUUUAAUUUUUAACAACGAAACUGAGAAAAAGUUGUAAUAUUUGCAA
This is a messenger RNA of Drosophila takahashii, 494 nucleotides long. RefSeq lists its product as uncharacterized. NCBI's taxonomy places the organism in Eukaryota, Metazoa, Arthropoda, Insecta, Diptera, Drosophilidae. The record is from RefSeq and is a predicted model, not a curated record.